This is a messenger RNA of Coffea arabica (coffee), 1212 nucleotides long. The record is from RefSeq and is a predicted model, not a curated record. Lineage: Eukaryota; Viridiplantae; Streptophyta; Magnoliopsida; Gentianales; Rubiaceae.
AUGUGGGAGGACGCUAAAAGUUUAUGCAGGUCCGCAUGCCUCGGUUGCCAUGCCAAAAGUGGCCAUCCAAAUUUACCAAGUCUAGCAAGAAAGCAAUGGCUCAAGGCUGAUAAGUCAGCAAACAGCAAAUCUUUGGUCAUUAGCUUGGAUGAAGGGGAGGAGAUCGUUGAUGAAUUUGAAGGUGUCAUCAUGGUUCAAUGGCAAGGCUUGAAAGAAACUAUCCAGCUUAAUUCUUCAACUGAAUCGAUGCCCCAACAAGAUUUGUUCGCGAAGAAGAGCUUUGUACUCACUUUUCAUAAGAAAACUCGCACAGAAGCAUACUUAAACCACGUCAUGGAAGAAGGCAAGGCAAUCCAAUUCAAGAAUGGCACUCGAAAGCUCUAUGCAAUCAACAAAAGUUACAAUUGGGAGUAUGAAGGGAUGUGAGCUACAUUUGAUACUCUAGCAAUGAAUCCUUGCAAGAAGCAAGAAAUCAUUGAUGAUCUCAAGAUUUUCAAGAAGGCAAAAGAUUAUUACGCGAAGAUUGGCAAGACUUGGAAGCGCGGAUAUCUACUCUAUGGCCCUCCAGGAACUGGUAAGUCGGCAAUGAUUGCAGCCAUUGCCAAUUUUAUGGACUAUGAUAUCUAUGAUCUUGAACUCACAUCGGUUAAGAGCAAUGCUCAUGAGUUGAAGCAGCUAUUGAUCGAUACAACGAGUAAGUCUGUCAUUGUGAUUGAAGAUAUCGAUUGCUCUCUUGAUCUCACUGGAAAAAGAAAGAACAAAAAUGAUGGAACUGAGAGGGAUGUUCAGGCGAACAACCGGAGAGUUACACUGUCUGGGCUUCUGAAUUUCAUUGAUGGAAUUUGGUCAACAUGCGGCCAAGAAAGGAUCAUCAUCUUCACUACGAAUCAUCUCGGAAGACUUGAUCCCGCCCUGAUUCGUAGAGGGCGAAUGGACAUGCAUAUUGAGAUGUCAUAUUGCGAAUUCGAGGCAUUCAAGAUUUUGGCUAAGAAUUACUUAGGCUUGAUUGAUGCACACCCUUUAUUUCGAGGAAUCAAGCUUUUAUUGGAGGAAACCAACAUAAGCCCCUGUGAUGUGGCUGAGAAAUUGAUGCCCAAACGUGACUCACAAGAUGCUGAGGAUCGUUUGAAGGACCUGAUUUUAGCUAUGGGAGGAAGCUGCCGAACGAAAAGCAAAAUGCAAGGAAGCCAAACCCAAGAACUUGGUGGCUGA